AUGGCGGACGCGACCGAGUGGGCCGUCGAGCUGCGCCGCUGCAUGAAUGAGCUUGCCUCUCUCAACUCGCCGGUGGACACACAGGUUGCCGUCAACACGCCGGGCGUCGGCCGGCCUUCUACGACGCCCCGGCUUACGGCGUUCUCUGGGCUGCGGGCUGCCGAGCUGGAAGUCCACGUUCAUGUGUAG
Gaeumannomyces tritici R3-111a-1 is the source of this 189-nucleotide messenger RNA. RefSeq lists its product as hypothetical. The coding region runs from base 1 to 189 and encodes 62 amino acids. The record is from RefSeq and is a predicted model, not a curated record. The transcript has a single exon. Lineage: Eukaryota; Fungi; Ascomycota; Sordariomycetes; Magnaporthales; Magnaporthaceae.